AUGUCAACAACAAAUAUAACAGCCAUCAGGAUUUCAUCAGAUGGAGCAUGGCAGGGAGAGAACCCACUAAACUAUGCUUUACCUCUUCUUGUCAUUCAGACCACAUUAGUCCUCUUGCUAAGCCGCAGCAUUGCUUUUUUCCUCAAACCCCUCCGACAACCUAAAGUCGUAGCAGAAAUUUUGGGUGGAAUUGUCUUAGGACCUUCUGCACUUGGCCGAUGGAAACCCUACUUGCAUACAAUCUUCCCCUCAUGGAGCUGCCCCGUCCUUGAGACUGUCUCCAGCAUCGGUCUCCUCUUCUUCCUUUUCCUCAUUGGACUAGAACUCGACAUCAACUCCAUUCGUCGCAGCGGGCGCAAAGCCUUUGGCAUUGCAGCUGCUGGAAUCCUCCUCCCUUUCCUCUCUGGAAUUGGGAUAGUUUUCGUCCUCAGGAAGACGGUUUCUGGUGCUCCAGGUGUUGGCUUCUUCCAAUUACUCGUUUUCAUUGGUGUUUCACUCUCCAUUACAGCUUUUCCUGUUCUUGCUCGCAUUCUUGCUGAGCUCAAGCUUCUUACUACUGAUGUCGGAGAGACUGCAAUGGCGGCCGCUGCCUUUAAUGAUGUUGCAGCUUGGGUGUUGUUGGCACUUGCAGUUGCAUUAUCUGGAGGGCAACAUAAGAGCCCGCUCGUGUCCUUAUGGAUUCUGCUCUCAGGCGUACUCUUCACAGUGUUCAUGAUGACAGUAAUACGACCAGUUAUGGCAUGGAUUGCUCGGCAAUCAUCACCAGAAAAUAGGGCAACGAGGGAGAUGUCCAUUUGUCUGACACUGGUUGGAGUCCUGGUAUCUGGUCUCAUGACUGAUUUCAUAGGAAUUCAUUCCAUUUUCGGUGCGUUUAUGUUCGGGCUAACGAUACCAAAAGAGGGGAAGUUUGCAGAGAAGUUGUUUGAGAGGAUAGAAGAUUUUGUGUCAGAAUUGAUGCUCCCUCUCUACUUUGCAUCAAGCGGACUGAAAACUGAUGUGGCCAAGAUUCAAGGGGCGGAGGCGUGGGGCCUUUUAGUGCUAGUAACCGCAACAGCAUGCAUUGGAAAGAUUGUCGGAACUUUCGUGGUGGCUGUCUCUAGUAAAAUUCCAGCGAGGAAGGCAGCAACGCUUGGAGUGUUGAUGGGGACUAAGGGACUGGUAGAGCUCAUAGUUCUAAACAUUGGAAAAGAGAAGAAGGUCCUCAACGACGAGACAUUCACAAUCCUUGUUCUCAUGGCACUUUUCACCACCUUUAUCACUACUCCCGUUGUCCUUGCCAUCAACAAGCCAACAGGGGAUGCAUACUGUAACUACAACCCUCGCCUUCAAUCUGAUUCAUCUUUAUCUUUGGGCAAAAGAGAUCUCAGAAUUCUGGCAUGCCUCCACAACUCAUACAAUGUGCCAUCCAUCAUUAACCUGAUUGAAAUGAUACGAGGAAGUGAUGAGAUGUCUAGGCUCAAACUUUAUGUACUGCAGCUAGUCGAGCUCACCGAGCGUCCAUCAUCCAUCUUUACUGCAUUACGAGCUCGAAAGAAUGGGAAGCCAGCCCAUGACUCAACUAAACUGGAGGGAUGCAGUAACCUUGAUCAGGUUAUGGCAGGAUUUGAAGUAUACGAGAAGCUGGGAAGGGCCAAGAUUAGAUCUAUGACCGCCAUCUCAGCUCUUGCCACCAUGCAUGAGGAUGUAUGCCAUGUAGCAGAAGAGAAGAGGGUUUCCUUUCUGAUUUUACCAUUUCACAAGCAUUGGGUUGCUGAGGAUGAUGAAGAGGUGGAUGAUGUGGGUCAUGAAUGGAAAUCUGUGUACCAACGAGUCUUGGCCCAUUGCCCUUGCUCAGUAGGAUUGUUCAUUGACCGAGGAUUCAGUGGACCAACUUUUACAGAGGAUAAUACUAGAAUAUGUGGUGUGUGCAUUCUGUUCUUUGGAGGACCAGAUGAUAGGAAAGCUCUGGAGCUCGGUAUAAUGAUGCUAGAUAAUCCUAAUGUCAGACUGACACUGAUACGGUUUGUUCAAGAGGAGAAGAAUAGCCCCUUGGCCUCAGAGCAGGAGCAGGAUGAUAAAAAUGUGGCAGAGUUCCGAAGAAAGAGCAAAGGCCUGGCAGUUUAUGAGGAAAAAAGAGUAGAUAUAUUCAAAAAAUUGCAUGAUCUAUGUCAAAACAAAGAGUAUGAACUUUUAGUGGUAGGGAGGCGAGCUUCAUCAAGGCUAGGAGCUCUCAAUCUCGGAAAGUGGUGGGGAAAGCACACAGAGCUAGGACCAGUUGGGAACAAUUUAACUUCACAAGGGCUUGGAGUUGUCUCAUCCUUGCUCGUAGUUCAGCAGCACUGCACUGUGAAUUCAUGUAAUCUGAUACCUUUGACUUCCAUGGAUGGAAACACAAUGGCACUCACCAUCAGCCCAAAUAUCAGUGCAUCGGUAUGAAUUUGAAGAGAAUUUUCUCUAGAAAGCUUGUGUUAUUGCUGGUUUUAAGGGAAAAAAAUGGAGCCUUAUAUGUAAGUAAGAUGAGUGAUAUAAUAUGUUAUGCUUGUAAGAUAUGUGUGUCUUAUCAGAACCUUGGACAAUUUAAUUGACUUAAAACAUCA
This is a messenger RNA of Asparagus officinalis (garden asparagus), 2576 nucleotides long. RefSeq names its product cation/H(+) antiporter 20. The transcript is spliced from 5 exons. Gene Ontology annotation, molecular function: antiporter activity. Gene Ontology annotation, cellular component: membrane; endomembrane system. The record is from RefSeq and is a predicted model, not a curated record. The coding region runs from base 1 to 2415 and encodes 804 amino acids. Lineage: Eukaryota; Viridiplantae; Streptophyta; Magnoliopsida; Asparagales; Asparagaceae. Gene Ontology annotation, biological process: proton transmembrane transport; regulation of pH.